Oncorhynchus keta (chum salmon) is the source of this 3393-nucleotide messenger RNA. RefSeq names its product contactin-1a-like. The transcript has 25 exons. Gene Ontology annotation, molecular function: cell-cell adhesion mediator activity. Gene Ontology annotation, biological process: brain development; cell-cell adhesion. NCBI's taxonomy places the organism in Eukaryota, Metazoa, Chordata, Actinopteri, Salmoniformes, Salmonidae. The record is from RefSeq and is a predicted model, not a curated record. Bases 210 to 3275 code for a protein of 1021 amino acids.
CGAAGAGGACAAGCGCAGAGACGCAGCUGCCUGUCAGUUUCUACCCUGCUCCUAGUUCCUGAGCACCCGGCGAUGAUCCAGGCGUGAGUCGUGAAUGCACACCGACGGACAGAUCGUUCGCUAUUGCAGGAAAAGCAGCCUGUCCUGCUAAUGUUUCGUCAUCAGCCGUGGUUCUAAGCAUCACCUCAGGAGGUUCUAAUCAGAGCAACAUGCUGCACCUCACUGUGCUCCUCCUUUUCCUCCUGUCCCUCACUUUCCCCUCCACGGAUGCAUCUGUCUUCGGAGGGGAACCUGGUUUCUACGGAGACGAUGCUACAGGUUACGGGCCGGUGUUUGAGGAUCAGCCGGUCGAAACCAUCUACCCCGAGGAGUCGCCUGAGGCCAAAAUCACCAUGAGCUGUCGAGCACGAGCCAACCCACCUGCCACAUACCAGUGGAGGUUGAACAGCCGGAGCAUAGACCUGGAUGGUGAUAACCAUUACACUCUGGUCGGGGGCGACCUGGUCAUCUCUAACCCCAUCAAGAACAAACACGUUGGGAACUACUCCUGUGUGGCCACCAACGACUACGGCACUGUGGUCAGCCGAGAGGCUGGCGUCCGGUUUGGAUACCUGGACUUCUUCUCCUCUGAGGAAAGAGAGGCGGUGCACGUGAAGGAGGGCCAGGGGGCAGUCCUGCUCUGCGCUCCUCCUCCGCACUACCCACACGAGCUGUCAUUCCGCUGGAUUCUGAAUGAGUUCCCCAUCUUCAUCACGCUGGAUAAACGUCGCUUUGUCUCCCAGACUACAGGGAACCUCUACAUCUCAAAGGUGGAUUUAUCAGACAGUGGCAACUACUCCUGCUUCGUCUCCAGUGCCUCCAUCGCCAAGAGCGUCUUCAGCAAGUUCAUCCCCCUCGUCCCCCUGACUGAACGUCCAAUCAGGAAAUACCCCGCUGACAUCAAAGUCAAGUUCCCAGACACUUACGCACUGGUGGGACAGAAUGUCACAAUGGAAUGCUUCGCCCUGGGAAACCCCAUCCCUCAGAUCCGCUGGAAGAAGAUGAACGGAGAGCUGCCGUCCAAUCACGACGUCAGCAUGGCGGGGGCCCACCUCCACCUGUACAACGUGCAGUAUGAGGACGAGGGGACAUACGAGUGUGAGGCCCUCAACUCCAAAGGAAAGGACUGGCACAGGGCACGCGUCUCUGUAGAAGGAUUCCCGGAGUGGACCGAGUCCAUCAACAGCACAGAGAAGGACAUCAGUAGUGACUACACCAUGUCCUGUGUGGCUAGCGGCAAGCCCAAACCCCACGUGCAAUGGCUCAAGAACAGCUAUGCCUACGAUAAGCGUGAUUUGAGGUUCAGUGGUCUGACGUUUAAGGACUCUGGGAUGUACCAGUGUAUAGCAGAGAAUCGCCAUGGAGUCAUCUAUGCUAACGCAGAGCUGCGAGUGAUUGCGUGCGCCCCUACGUUUGAGCACAACCCUGUGAAGUGGAGGAUUCUGGGAGCUAAGAACGGCAGAGUGGUCAUAGAGUGUAAACCUAAAGCAGCUCCCAAACCCUCGUUCUCCUGGAGCAAGGGCACUGAACUGCUCUUCAACUCUACCAGGGUGUUAAUCUGGGAGGAUGGUAGUCUGGAAAUUCUGAAUGUGACCGAAGCAGACGAGGGGCGUUACACCUGCUUUGCUGAGAACAAUCGGGGCCAGGCCAACAGCACAGGCUCCCUCUCCAUCACAGAGGCCACUAAGAUCACCUUGGCUCCUUCCAACGCAGACGUGACGGUGGGGGAGAGUACCCACAUGCAGUGUGCCGCGUCACAUGACUCCACGCUGGACAUCACAUUCGUCUGGACCCUGGACGCCCACUCCAUCGACUUCGACCGGGAGGGAUCCCACUAUGAACGCAACCUGAAUGGUGGUUCCAGUGGAGAGCUGCUCAUUAAGAACACCCAGCUGAAGCAUUCUGGACGUUACACCUGCACCGCCCAGACCCCUGUGGACAACGUCACCGCAUCCGCCAAUCUGGUGGUCAGAGGUCCGCCUGGGUCUCCAGGUGGGGUGCGCGUGGAGGAGAUCAGGGAUAAGAGUGUGCGUCUGAUCUGGAGCCGAGGUACAGACAACCACAGCCCCAUCUCUAAAUACACUAUCCAGUGCCGGGACUCUUUCUCUCAGGAGGACUGGCGAGACGCCACCACAUCCCCUCCAGAUGUGGAAGGAAAUGCAGAGUCGGCCACGGUGGUGGACUUGUUUCCCUGGACAGAGUAUGAGUUCAGGGUGAUAGCCACCAACACCCUGGGGACAGGAGACCCCAGCAGCCCCUCUCCCAAAGUCACCACGCUGGAGGCAGUUCCUGUGGUGGCGCCCUCAGACAUCGGCGGCGGCGGCGGGACCAGCAGGGAGCUGACCAUAACUUGGACGCCAGUGCAGCCACAGUACUACUAUGGACGUAACUUUGGCUACAUAAUCGCCUUUAAGCCCCGGGAUGGCUACGAGUGGAGGAAGGUGACUGUGGCAGACCCCGGGGCUAAACACUACGUCCACAAAGACUCGUCCAUCCUCGCCUCCACAGAGUUUGAGGUCAAAGUGAAGGCCUUCAACAGCAAAGGGGAAGGACCCUAUAGUCUCAUGGCUGUCAUCUACUCUGCGCAGGACGUGCCAUCUAAAGCCCCGACUAGUGUGGGGGCCAGGGCGCUGUCCGCCACUGAGGCCAUCGUGUGGUGGCUUCCUGUCACCCAGCACACUGUAGAAGGCUACCAGGUGCGGUACUGGAGGAAGGCGGAGGACAGCGAGACAUCCAGUCAGAGGGUGGUGUUGUCCAGCAGAGAGAACCAGACCAGGCUGGAUAACAUGAGGCCAGACUCCCACUACCUCAUAGAGGUCAAGGCCUACAAUGCAGCCGGAUACGGACCCCCCAGCCAACACUUACAGAUCUACACCAAGAAAGCCCCCCCGAGCCGGCCUCCUAAAAUAAUCAGUAAAAAGCUGAAAGGCACAUCAGUGAAUAUCGCCUGGGAACAUGUUGAGCCCUUGGCCAACGAGUCAACAAUAGAUGGCUACAAGGUCCUGUACAGGCAGGCCAGCAAAUCCACUGGGAUGCUGUUUACCACUGGGAAGCGGUCCAUAGACCUGCCCAUGCACAAGGAUGGGGACUACAUAGUGGAAGUCAGGGCUCACAGCGAGGGAGGGGACGGGGCUGUGGCCCAAAUACGCAUCUCAGGUGGAGGCGUCAUGGCUACCAAGUCCCUCAGCUUGGCCUCCCUCCUCCUGGUGGCUCUGCUCUGCAUGAGGGGCCUCUGAAUGUAGCGCCAUCGUUCUCCGUCUUCACUGUCCAGUCCAGUGAAGGAGACUCUGUGAAGUUGACGCCUAACUAUGACAACUUUGGUUUCCAUAACCUUUGGUUUCACCUUGCAGGCCC